Molecule: messenger RNA, 651 nt
Organism: Tripterygium wilfordii
Lineage: Eukaryota; Viridiplantae; Streptophyta; Magnoliopsida; Celastrales; Celastraceae
Product: pterin-4-alpha-carbinolamine dehydratase 2, mitochondrial-like
Exons: 5
Coding region: 149-523 (124 amino acids)
Biological process (GO): tetrahydrobiopterin biosynthetic process
Cellular component (GO): mitochondrion
Molecular function (GO): 4-alpha-hydroxytetrahydrobiopterin dehydratase activity
Source: RefSeq, a predicted model, not a curated record
GUAUACUGUAGAGAAUUCUAUGAGUCGGUCAUUGCAGUAUGUGCUAUUUAUCUCGAUUGCACUCUCUGAUUAUGGCGGUGCAAUACUUUUUUAAAAAGAAAAAUUCAGGUGCAAGUAGCGUCACUCUCGCAGACCCUUUUUGAAGAUCAUGGACGAUUUAUCGAUGAAGAAGUGUGUGCCAUGCAACUCGAAGGAUUUGCGACCCAUUACUGAAGAAAUUGCAAAUGAGCUAAUUCCAAGGGUUGCUGGGUGGAAUCUGGUGAAUGAAAAUGGGACAUUAAAGCUGCACCGGUCAUGGAAAGUGAAAAGUUUCUGUAAAGGGCUGGAGUUAUUUAAGCUUGUGGGUGAUGUAGCUGAAGCAGAAGGUCAUCAUCCAGAUCUUCAUCUUGUGGGAUGGAACAAUGUGAAAAUUGAGAUAUGGACAUAUGCUGCUGGUGGACUGACAGAAAAUGACUUCAUCCUUGCUGCUAAGAUCAAUGGUCUUGACCUGCAUGAGCUUUUGAGGAAGAAGGCUACUUCUUGAUGGGUCCGUAAAUUUUGUUCGCUAAAUGUUGGAUGGCAGAACUUCAUCUGCAGGGAAUAAAAGGUGUGUCUAUGUUGAUAGUUGUUUAAAACAUGGUAUGUAUAAGCAUCUGGUUUUUCUUUUCUUCC